Messenger RNA from Melanaphis sacchari, 1156 nucleotides. RefSeq lists its product as uncharacterized. The record is from RefSeq and is a predicted model, not a curated record. The coding region runs from base 146 to 1123 and encodes 325 amino acids. The transcript is spliced from 9 exons. NCBI's taxonomy places the organism in Eukaryota, Metazoa, Arthropoda, Insecta, Hemiptera, Aphididae.
AAAUUUAGGAAAAUAGUGUGCCAGUGUGCCAAGUGCUUAUUUGAUGAUUAAUAUAUUAAAUGUUUGAUUUUCAGUGCCAACUAACCACUAAUAAUUCUAAAUAUAUUAGUUUUAAAUAAAUAUUACCCUUACGAAAAGACAAACCAUGAAAGUCAAACGGCACUUUACUUCUAUCAUUUUAUUAAUAAUUUCCGCAAUUAUAAUGGCUACUGGUGUUUUUUCACAAGGUAAUUCGAUGUUACCAUCACUCGAUGACGUAUCCAAGUUAUUCAAUACUCUAGCUGGAAAUAGUUUUAAAAAUUGGAAUACAGGUCCAGUUGGAAGAAACUUUUAUAAAGUCGUUGGAUUUGCACCUGCUAUAAAAGAUAAUGUUUCAGUUCCUGAUUUAUUAAAAUUUAUGUCAGAUGAUGCUGAUUUAGUUAAAAUUGCGGCAUUUAAUAGAAUAAACAAGAUGUUUGAUAAAUCUAAAUCCUUUGAAGAUAAAAAAGAGUUGAUUCUUGCUAAAAUUCAAGGCACCAUUGAACUGAUAAAAUAUUAUGGUUUAAAGUACAAUUGUCCGAAGGUAAAAUUUACACUUGCUCAAGGACUUUAUUAUGUACACAUUUGUCAUCAAUAUCAUAAAAAAGACCCGGGUGAUUGUUUUAAGAAGAAAGCUAUGUUGUUCGAAGCCUUCAUCUUCACCCAUAAAACUGAGGACACUCGUUUAAUGAGAUAUUGGAUAAAAAAAACAAUGAAUAAUGCAAAAACACAUCUAAAAAAUAAAGAUGAUGAUACAAUAGAAUUUAUCGAGACGAGAAUAGCAUGUGAAUUAAAACUAUUGCACGAAAGUAAAAACAUAUUUUUAAAAGCAGCAUUGAAAUUAUAUACGGGUAGUAAUAAAAUAAAAGAUUGUGCUACAAAAUUAAAAAAAUUUGAAAGUAAAAUAAAACAAGUUGGUUCAUUUCCUGGAGAAUAUCAUUAUUUACUGGCCAGAGCAUAUUCCCACCAAAAAAAAUAUAAAGAAGCUUUUGAACACCUUAAGGAAGCACGUACAUCUAAAGUUUUAGACUCAAAGACUAGAUAUGCCAAUAAAAAAGCGCAUGAUUAUUAUGAAAAAUUAUUCAUACGUCUUUAUACUAAUUAGACAAAUAUAAAAAAAUAAGGAUUCAUUUUUGAU